CUUUGUACAGUUCGACUCCUAUCAGGGCUUCCUCUCUACCUCCCAUCGACUAUUCUCCACCACCUGCUUCACCGGAGCCCGAAAGGGGAUAUCUGACCCUAAACCUAGAAUCGUCAGAAGCUUUAGCCAUGGCGAUUAAGCAGCUUCUUACCCUAGCUCGCAGGUCUCAUAAACCAUCAUCCUUAUCUAGUCGCUCUUUCCUGCAAUCCGUUCGAUCUUCCUCCAAUUCUCCGGCGGUUGAGACUUCACCAUCUCCAACAUAUCCUCCAUCACCUCCACCUCCCAAUGUCAUGAUCUACGAUAGACUUGCAGAAGCUGUUAAAUCGAAGCUCAAGCGAUUAGAGAACUCAGAUCCUCGAUUUCUCAAGUACGCUUCGCCUCACCCCGUGCUCGUAGAUCACACGAAGAUCCUAUCGGCCCCUGAAACUCGCGUGACGACUCUACCCAAUGGUCUCCGUGUUGCAACGGAGUCGAACCUAGCGUGUCAGACGGCCACGGUUGGUGUCUGGAUCGAUGCGGGGAGUAGGUUUGAGACCGAUGAGACGAACGGUACUGCGCAUUUCCUUGAACAUAUGAUCUUCAAAGGUACGGAGAAAAGGUCUGUCAGAGUUUUGGAGGAGGAGAUCGAGAACAUGGGAGGACACUUAAAUGCAUAUACCUCGAGAGAACAGACCACGUAUUACGCUAAGGCCAUGGAGAACGAUGUGCCCAAGGCACUUGACAUUCUCGCGGAUAUAUUACAAAAUUCGUGCUUUAGUGAGGAUCGGAUCAACCGCGAGCGUAACGUCAUUCUCCGUGAGAUGGAAGAGGUGGAGGGGCAAGCCGAGGAGGUUAUUUUUGACCAUUUGCAUGCUACUGCAUUCCAAUACACCCCUUUGGGUAGAACCAUUCUGGGACCUGCUCAGAAUAUUAAGACAAUCACAAAAGAUCAUCUUCAGAAUUACAUUUCAACUCAUUACACUGCUCCAAGAAUGGUUAUUUCUGCUUCUGGAGCUGUCAAGCAUGAGGAUAUUGUUGAUCAAGUGAAGAAACUUUUUACAAAGCUAUCUUCAGAUCCAACCACUGCUACUCAGUUGGUUGCAAAAGAGCCAGCAAUUUUUACUGGUUCUGAGGUCCGUAUAAUUGAUGAUGAUGUUCCUCUUGCACAAAUUGCUGUUGCAUUUAAUGGUGCAUCUUGGACGGACCCAGAUUCAAUUGCAUUGAUGGUCAUGCAAUCUAUGCUGGGUUCAUGGAAUAAAAGUGCAGGCGGGGGAAAGCAUAUGGGUUCAGAGCUUGCUCAGAGGGUUGGUAUUAAUGAAAUAGCGGAGAGCGUGAUGGCUUUCAACACCAACUAUAAGGACACAGGACUGUUUGGUGUUUAUGCUAUCGCCAAGCCUGAUUGCUUGGAUGAUUUGGCAUAUGCAAUUAUGUACGAGAUAAGCAAGCUAUCUUAUCGAGUUUCAGAAGCUGAUGUUACACGUGCUCGUAAUCAGUUAAAAUCUUCUCUUCUACUCCACAUGGAUGGGACCAGCCCAGCAGCAGAAGAUAUUGGUCGUCAGUUACUAACAUAUGGCCGGAGAAUCCCAAAUGCUGAGUUGUUUGCAAGGAUUGAUGCUGUGGAUGCAAGCACAGUCAAACGUGUUGCAAACAGAUUUAUCUUCGACAGGGACGUCGCCAUUGCGGCAAUGGGACCCAUCCAAAGUUUACCUGACUACAACUGGUUCAGGCGCAGGACUUACUGGCUGCGGUAUUAGGUACUUUAUUGGUUUUCGGUGAUGAAGUUAUCCAUUUUUCUGCCAUUGUCAAAUGUCUGAUAAACCCAAGCUUCCAGGGCCUGGUUUUUGUUCUUUCUCCCUUGUUGGGUUCUAUGUAUUUUGAGAUAUUGCUUUUUGUAACAUCUCUAAAUUCGAUGGAAGAGAAGAAAAUAAUUGUGUAGUCUUCCAAUAACAGUAUUGCAUUGCCGGACACAAA
Molecule: messenger RNA, 1950 nt
Organism: Telopea speciosissima
Lineage: Eukaryota; Viridiplantae; Streptophyta; Magnoliopsida; Proteales; Proteaceae
Product: probable mitochondrial-processing peptidase subunit beta, mitochondrial
Exons: 9
Coding region: 129-1733 (534 amino acids)
Biological process (GO): proteolysis
Cellular component (GO): mitochondrion
Molecular function (GO): metal ion binding; metalloendopeptidase activity
Source: RefSeq, a predicted model, not a curated record